Messenger RNA from Benincasa hispida (wax gourd), 643 nucleotides. RefSeq names its product histone H3.2. The record is from RefSeq and is a predicted model, not a curated record. Gene Ontology annotation, molecular function: DNA binding; protein heterodimerization activity; structural constituent of chromatin. Lineage: Eukaryota; Viridiplantae; Streptophyta; Magnoliopsida; Cucurbitales; Cucurbitaceae. Gene Ontology annotation, cellular component: nucleosome.
UCCCCACCCACUAUCAAAGUCUCUCACUCUUCUUCAAAUCUUGUCUUCAAAGCUUAAUUCUAACCGCGUCGAUGGCUCGUACCAAACAAACAGCCCGUAAAUCCACUGGCGGCAAGGCUCCCCGGAAGCAAUUGGCGACGAAGGCUGCUCGGAAGUCGGCUCCGGCGACCGGAGGCGUAAAGAAGCCGCACAGAUUCAGGCCGGGGACAGUGGCGCUGAGGGAGAUUAGAAAGUACCAGAAGAGCACGGAGCUUCUGAUCCGAAAGCUUCCGUUCCAGCGGCUAGUUAGAGAGAUCGCUCAGGAUUUCAAGACGGAUCUUCGGUUCCAGAGCAGCGCUGUUUCGGCGUUGCAGGAGGCGGCGGAGGCGUAUCUCGUCGGAUUGUUUGAAGAUACAAAUCUCUGUGCGAUUCAUGCUAAGAGAGUUACGAUUAUGCCUAAAGAUAUUCAAUUGGCCAGACGGAUUAGAGGUGAGAGAGCUUAGAUAGCUAUGGAGUUUUGAGGUUUCUGAAGUGAAAGUUUGGACGAUUAAUGGCGUUAGGGAACGAAUUUGAUAUGUAAAUUUGCUUGUUCUUUGGAUCUUUAUCUACUUUUGCAAUGAAAUUGGACUUUUGACAAAAUCACUAAAUUUCGAACAUUUUUUAA